Gasterosteus aculeatus aculeatus (three-spined stickleback) is the source of this 1560-nucleotide messenger RNA. RefSeq names its product transmembrane 4 L six family member 1 (gene tm4sf1). NCBI's taxonomy places the organism in Eukaryota, Metazoa, Chordata, Actinopteri, Perciformes, Gasterosteidae. The record is from RefSeq and is a predicted model, not a curated record. Gene Ontology annotation, cellular component: membrane.
AACAGGCACAUUUCACCUGAUGUUCUGAGAAGUUGUGACACAGUUUUCUGAAAAUACCUUUCUGACACCUUAUUGAAAAUAUUAGCAGUAAUCAAUAGUGUAUGCCAAUUGUAAUUAUUAAGUAAUUACACUUACUUGGGUGCAUAUACUGUAUACCGUACGACUUUGUAACCCAUGUGAAAAUAAGGGAUUAGGAAAACUGCUGUACUGCCUUAGUCAUUCUAAUGAAAAUGUAUUUUGUGCGGCUCGGCUGACUAAGAGGCUGUGGGAAUCACGCGCACACAAGCGCAGCACGCACACACAAACGGAGCGCACAGGCUUGAAGGAUUUUCUUCUCAUCUUUGGCUGAGGUCCGUGCAACUACGGACAGCCCCCCUUCCUGUGACUGUGUUUCCUUCAGCACGUCGUUUCAUGGCAGAACUCCCUCUGGAAGGAAGGAGAAUCCGUUAAAAACACACUCUCACACACUCGGCAGUCACUUGUUUUGGUUUCCUUGGCCCCCCCCACCCCCCCCAGCUGGCGCGACCCUUCCCUCCCCGACUUCCUCUUGCUCUCCUCUGGUCCACUUCAGUUCUCUCCUCGCUGCGGUUGUGAGUGUUCUUUUGCGGGGGAGCGAUGUGUUGUUCGGUGGGUUUCGCCCGGACUCUGGGCUUCGGCCUGCUGCCUCUGGCCCUCUGCUGCAUCCUGGCCCACCUGCUGCUGCUGUUUCCCAUGGGAGAGAUCAGCUACCUGCGGGAGGACCGUCUGGCAAGCUACGUCUGGUACUUUGGUGGACUUGGAGGAGGGGGAGCACUGAUGCUGGUUCCAGCUGUGGUCUUCAUCACUCUGGGGAAAUGUAACUGCUGUUGGAAUGAAGGCUUAAUGAUGUGCGGGUCAGUGCUUGCAGCUGUGGUUGGCCUACUGGGAUCUGGUUACUGUUUCGUCAUGUCAGGAUUUGUCUUGGUGCAGGGUCCCCAGUGCUUCACUUCUUAUGGAUGGACGUACCCCUUUGCAGACCAGGGUGGCAGGUACCUCCUACAACCGGAGACGUGGUCCCGGUGUCUUCAGCCGCUUAACAUCGUGGAGUGGAACGUGACUCUGCUCUGUGUCCUGCUGGGCCUGGCUGUGCUCGAGUUCAUCAUCUGUCUCUUACAGCUGGGAAACGGUUUAGUGAACGCCGUCUGCAGGCCCUGUUGCUACAAGCAGGAGUAUAGUCUUAAUGCGUAGACUAACACACACAUGUAUGUAGACCUACGUAUGUAGUGCAUGUGCACACACAAACCAAUCACACAUUUAACAUGUAUGUAGACGUACAUGACAUUAAUUAACACUCGCAUAAGCGGAUGUCUGCAUAUAAAACCUCAUGUGUGCGCGUACAAUUUAAUUACACACCUUACUUUGACACUGCCACAGUACACGUCAGUGUAAUCACUAUAUUUUCAAGCUUUUAAUUUGCCCUGUUCAAGUGGCAAAAAUCAGUAUGCAUUCAUUGAUUAUGAUUAUGAUGAUGAGCUUUUCGGGUGCAUUGAGUCUCAACUUUUUAAAGGCAAUAGGUUAUUUGUACAUAAAAAUGUAGAUAUG